AUGGCUUCAGACGCUUUACGGUUCCCGUCAAUCGACGAGACGCUCAACCACCCGGCGUAUCCCGGCGCCAAAUGGGACCUCAUACCCGACAGCCAAGGCAAGGCGUCGGUCGCAAAGGACCGCUCGGGGCCGAUUGACAUUGCCUGGCAGAUUCACGGUCACGGGCCCAUCAAGAUUGUGCUCAUCAUGGGCCUCGCCGCCAGCAUGAACGCCUGGCAACGACAAACGUGCUACUUUGGACACGACCACGCCGACCAGUACACCAUGCUCCUCCUCGACAACCGCGGCGUCGGCACGUCGGACAAGCCCCUCGCGCGGUACACGACGACCGAAAUGGCCGCCGACGUGGUCGAGGUGCUCGACCACCUCGGCUGGACGGCGCCGCGCUCGCUGCACGUCGUGGGGCUGUCCCUCGGCGGGAUGAUUGCGCAGGAGCUCGCGUGCGCGCACCCGCGCCGCCUCGCCAGCCUGUCGCUGCUGUGCACCACGGCGUGUCUCGAGAGCGACCGCCCCGUGCUCGAGACGCUCUGCGACCGCUUCCACCUGCUGCGGCCCAAGUCGCUCGCCCGCAUCGUGCACGAUACCGCCGAGCGGCUGUUUCCGCAGGCGUGGCUCGCGGCGCCGGACGAGGCCGCGGGCUUGCCGUCGCCGCACACGACGAGGCGGUGCGGGCCGGCGCCUGUGUCGAGGAUGAUGGCGGCGGCGGCGACGGGCGCAGGAGAAGACGCAUCAGCGACGAUGCUGAGGCCGAAUGACAGCGGUGUGGACCUCUCCCCGCAGUCCGAGGGCGGCUUCAUGGCGGAAGCCCUCGAAAAGGGACUCGACCUUGAUGGCGUAGGCGGCGGCGGCGGGACUGAGGCGGCGUCCGCGGGCGCGUACCGCCGCUUCGGCAGCAACUACCAGCGGUACCAGGCCGAGGAGCUGACCAAAUACUACCCGCCCAACGUCUUUUCGCGGCAGGGCCUGCUGUGCCAGCUGGCCGCCGUCGUCGGCCACCGCAAGUCCGCCUCGCAGCUGCGCACCAUGGCCGAGCAGGUCGGCCGCGAGCGCAUCCUCGUCGUGCACGGCACCGACGACCGCAUGAUUGGCGCAAACAAUGGCGAGAAGCUCAUUCGCUUGAUCAAGCCCGGCGUAGGGCUGAUUGUCGACGGCAUGGGCCACGCGCCCAUCAUGGAGCGCGCGGCGUGGUUCAAUGAGCUGAUGGAGACGAGGCUGGCGGCGUGGUCCCGGAUGGAUACAGAUUCCAAGAUGUAG
Beauveria bassiana ARSEF 2860 is the source of this 1254-nucleotide messenger RNA. RefSeq names its product glycylpeptide N-tetradecanoyltransferase. NCBI's taxonomy places the organism in Eukaryota, Fungi, Ascomycota, Sordariomycetes, Hypocreales, Cordycipitaceae. The transcript has 3 exons. The record is from RefSeq and is a predicted model, not a curated record. The coding region runs from base 1 to 1254 and encodes 417 amino acids.